Molecule: messenger RNA, 10942 nt
Organism: Poecilia latipinna (sailfin molly)
Lineage: Eukaryota; Metazoa; Chordata; Actinopteri; Cyprinodontiformes; Poeciliidae
Gene: tnrc18
Product: trinucleotide repeat containing 18
Exons: 30
Coding region: 858-9731 (2957 amino acids)
Molecular function (GO): chromatin binding
Source: RefSeq, a predicted model, not a curated record
AGCAAGAACACCCUGGGUGAAGAGCUCCACACCCUGUAUCAUAAACCAUCACUGUUGGUAGAUGGGGGCAGGAAAUUUUUUUAGGUGUGGUCAUCAGUAUUGAAUGCUAAAAUUGCCCAGAACGCUGUGUUCACGAGAAAACGCUUCAAAAGCUAAAGAUAAGCCUUCAUGUCGAUCCGAUUCCUUCUGAAAGGAAAUGAAAAAGCAAAGAAAGUCAUUCAUUACUCGGGUUAAUCAUUAAUUAUUCACUCUCUUCUCCUGAUGAGAACUGAGGUCCACUGUAAAGCCUCCCCACCGCCCUCCAUAGCUAAACACACCCCCUCCCCUCUGAAAACUAGUCCCUCUCCUUGUUUUGAUCGCUCAGUCUUGAAGGGAGAGGGGACCUUGAAACUGCUCUGCCUCCUUGCUCCAUAAUUGGUUUUAUAGUGCUGGCGAGCGGCCAGAGUGCGUUUUUUCUUUCAAUGCACCAGGGACAUUGAUUGACAAGCUGCUCAGCCAAUCAGAGAGCGGCUAUUUGAAACGUACAGGGUUUGUGUGGUAGUGAAGGAGGUGGGCGGGGCUUGUAAAACAAUGCUGUGUUUCAUUGCUGAGGAGGACGCGUCAGGGGCUUUCUCUCCCCCCCAAGUUAUCCCCCCAGUUUACCUUCGGACCAGCCUGUAAUGGACUACUCCAGUUUUUCCAGCAGCCUGGAUGAAUUUUGAGAAAGGUCAGCAGUAUGGCUGAGAAGGAGUCCGAAUCGCCUGGGAAACUAAAGACACUAUUAUAGCCAGAAUUGGCUUUUAUUUUAUUUUUUUUAAUUCUCCGGGACCUAUCCGAACGGACGCAUUUUUGUGCAACAACUUUCCCAUCUGUGGAUAAUGGAUGGCAGAGAUUUCGGUCCUCCUCGAUCCGUCCACGUCCCCCCGCCGCUGUUGGCGGGGCUCGCCAUGGAGUCUCACCGACUCGGAGCAGCGGCGGCGGCCGGGAGGAUCCCUCCCUCGCCCGGCCACUUGGGCGCGAGCCACCCGCCGCCUCUCCACUCCGGGAAAUUUCUCCCAUCGGCCAUUAACCUACAUUCACACCACAGCGAGGCCUUCCCGACAGGCUCCAGUCCCUUCCUGUCAGGUUACCCAGGCCCCUCCUCGUUGACCUCUGACCCCGCGUACAGGUCGGCCAAUCCCAGCGGUCUGCAGAUGGCUCAGCUGUGGGCGUCGCACGCUCACGAAGGCUACCCUCCCCUCCCAAGCAGCCUUUACUCCAGUCCCUACUUAUCUCUGGGCCGCCUGGAGACGUCCUCGCUCUCCCAACAUCCUCUCUAUGAUCCUCACAAAGACGGAUACUUCCUGACGUCCUCACUGAACCAAUCACCUCUGCACCCUCCGCCUGCGUCUUCGGCCGCCCCUUCCAGCUCUACGCCUCCCCAGAGGACGUCCCGGGACGGGGUCAGGGACAGGACGUAUCGGACAGAGAGGGACAGGGAGAGGGAGCGUCUGCGCGAAGAGCCGCGGCCGCACAGCGUGGUGGAUCUGACGCAGGAGACACGAGGCGAGGACGACCGCAAGGUGAGCAGAGAUCGGGACCGAGACAAGGACCAUGAGACGGACAGAGACAGAGAGAGGGACGCUUGGUCCUUUCAUCCUCACCAGCAAAAGUUACACUCCUCUCACCCUUUGGCGGUGGAGACCCGAUCCAGACUGUCGCCUCCUCAGCCCUCGUUCCCUCUCAGUGAGGGCCGGUUCCUCGGUUCGGAGAAAGACCGAAGGGGUUGGGAAGAGGAGGGCGCUUCUCGACCCCACCACAGCCACAACUCCAACUCCAACAACUCCAACUCUCCUUCCGAGCGGCAGCGGAGGAACGAGUCCAUGGCCACAGCGGCCGGGACACUGCACGUCUCCUACGUCCUCCCCCCUCCGUUACAGCAGCCCAGCGCCGGUCUUCCCCACCUCCCCACGCCCAGAGAGCAGCGAGUCAGCGCGCCCACGUAUGUGCCUUCUGUGGAGGUUUACGACGAGCGGGUAGGGCCCAUCCAGAUCGCUUCUCAGGCCCGGGACAACAAACACAGAGACAAAGAGCUUGAACGAGACAGGGAGAGGGAGAGGGACAGGGACAGAGACAGAGACAGGGAGAGCUACAGGUUUCAUGAGAAAAGCCUCAUGGAGCAUCCUCGGCUCUCCCAGUCAAGCGAAACGACCAAUCAAAGAGAGGAAGGUUCUGUCAUUUGCUCCAACGGUUCUCUCAGUAAACGAAACCAGGACACGUCUUUCUCCUCAGGCCGAUCCCGCUUCAGUCCAGAAACCAGGGACCUCUCCAAACACUCGCUCAGAGUCGGCAUCGGGUCAGAGUCUAAGUGGAACGCCAUGACCCCGUCGGCCAACUACGCCACCAAUCACAUGGCCGCAUUGGCGGCCCAGCACGGACACAAUCUCUCCGCUCCUCACAACCAGCCGUCGCAGACCCAGAAGUCCGGUUCCCCUCACUCGUCGCAUCGACCCAACAGCUCGCAGUCCUCCCACAGUCAUUCGCCACAAACGCACGGACAUGGGCGCGCGGCCGAGGAGGGCAGCCAGAGGCGCUACCUGGACCAGUCGGGGCUUUUUCGGCCCGCAGGGUCCGCUGAUUCGGAUUCUGCAGAGGUUUCUGCCAUGCAGAGUUUGAUUAAAUACAGCGGGAACUUUGCCGCCGAGGGGCCCACGUCUUCCAGGCACAUCAUGGAUGGGAGGGGGCCUUUCGGCGGUCUGGGGAACAUCGGGACGAGUGGCGAGAGGGAAAAGGAAAGGGAGCGGGAAAAGGAACGAGCGCUGAGGGUCCCUCCUCAGCUGAAGAGGGAGCAGGAGCGGCCGGACAGCGCCCGCUCCUUCGGCAGAGAGGGGGAGGGCGAGGUGCGACACCCGCCCGUUGGGAUCGCCGUCGCUGUGGCGCGGCAGAGAGACAGCGGGAGCUCCAGUAAGCAAACCAGCGGAGGCUCCGACACACAGAGACCCCUGCUGCAAACGGCCAUCAAAGACGAGGAUCGAGGUGAAGAGCGCGCUCGCCACCACGAUGACCGACUGCUGGCCGGCCGGCUGGAGCGAGAGCAAGAGAAAGUCAUCAGAGAGUCCAAGAAUCACCCCGAGUUCACUCAGAUGGGCCCCGGCCCGCUGGCUGGCGGCCUGACGCCCAGCAUGAUGACGCCCAGCCUCAUGACCCCCAACCUCAUGGUCACAGGAGGGGCUGCUCUGGCAGGGGCAGGGCGGUGGCCUCCCGACCCCUCCACCCUGACCUCUCACCCCUGGAUGCCCCGGCCCGGAGCCCCUCCAGUCUGGCUCUCCGGCUCUCCAUACGGCCUGGGUCCCUCCCCGCUCCAUCAGACCCUCCCCCCGGGCUACCCACCCUCCCUGCCGGGCUCCAUGCCUCCUCCCUACCAGUUCGCCAGGGACCCGCAGUCUGGCCAGCUAAUCGUCAUCCCUACUGAACACCUGCCACAUUACGCAGGAGGCGACGUGCUGGAGCGCGGAGCCCCGGUGUGGCCGAGCGUGUACGGGCCGAGCAGCUCGCUGCAGCACGCGGCGCAGCUGCAGCUGCUCUCCCAGCAUCAGAUGCUGCGGCAGCAGGAGCUGUUCAUGAUCCAGCAGCACACGGCGCAGGUCCUGGAGCUGCAGAGGAACGCGCAGAUCGUCGAGCGCCUGAAGGCCAGCGAGCACCGGCCGGAGAUCGAAGACAAAGUCGACAAGCGGAACGCCGACCCAAAAACCCGACCCUCCUCCAUAUCCUCGCCGUCGCCCUCACCUGUGCUGCAUCCUCGCAAGCCCCCUCCCCCCUCCCGAUCCCCGACGCCGUCCACGUCCUCCCUCACCCCUCUGCCUCCGACCCCCUCCCCGGUGACCACCCUCAAGUCAGAGGAGGGAGGACACAGAGUCCUGUCUCACGCGCCGAAGCUCCUGCCUCACCCGACGUCUCCGCGCUCGGCCUCCCCGCCGCCGUCCUCGCCGCGGCGGCCCAAACAGGAGGAGGGCGAGGCGGGUGUGAGGGAGCAGAGGAAAAAGUCGACCUCUGCAUCCUUUGAAGGCAUCUACUCUGACCUGUCUCCACGUUACCCUUACCAAUCCAUCACUGCGCCGUUCGGAUCCUUCCCGCCUUAUCACGUCCCGGCAUCGGCAGCCGAAAACCCAGAGGCACAUCGAUCCUGCUCUCCUGCUGCCGCUGAUCCUUUAGCUUCGUCUCACCACCACUCCAGGCUUUUGGAUGCAGAGAUCAAGCCCCAGAGCCUGGAGCCCCCGAAGGCGGGGUCUUUCCUUAAACGGGAGCCCUGCGAGGAGCACCCUCAGCCGGAUUUGAGCCGCACCACCGACCGGGCCGCCGAGGAUGACGAGGUGGACAGGCAAGCCCCAAAAACUCCCAGUCCUCCCAUUCCACCAGGUGAAAACCAGCGAGAAGUGGGGAAGGAAGAAAAGAACGACGGCGAGAUUAAAACGGAAACAUCGACUAACGCCUGUCAGGCGGUGAAGGCUUCACCUCCCGCUCCUGCAGAAGACGAGCCCAAACCAGAACUUAUCCAGGAAGCAGAGCUGGCACCAUAUCACCAAUCCAUCUCUGCUGAGUCAGACAAUCAAGAAGCGCCUCAGUUGUGCGUGUCAUCAGACCAGACGGCCGUGUGCGAACAGGAGCCGCCCGACGAUGCAUCCGACUCCUUCCCUCCCUGCUUGGAGGAAAGUACCUGCGAACCUCCCGUCCUCAUCAGCUCAGAGGACCCCAUGGGGGGCAUGCUGGCCCUGCUGACGGCCAGCGAGUUGGCCCAAGCCCGGCCCAGAACCCCACCCACCCUGACUCUCGAAGGCCAGGUGGAGGACCCCACCUUUGCCUCCGCCUGCAGCAGCGCCGCCGCUCUGGAGAUGGUGGCUCUGGAAGGCAUGGCCCUCCUCAGCCAGAUGGCUCAAAACGAGGCGGAGCUCGUUUUCCACACGCAAGAUCUCACAUUAGACAGUCUGGACUGUCUUCUUGAAGCGAGCAGACACGUUCUACUGGAGGCAAUAGAAAAGCAGUCCCACAUCGAUCUGCCAAGAACUCUGGACCCCGACAAGAAGUACAGCUGGAGGCAGAGGAAGGAAGAGCCGCUGUACAGCAAGAUGGCGGUGGACAUGCUGGAUGCCGUGGAGGUGGAAUACCGCGUCCGCCUGGCCGAGUUGCAGAAGACGUACAAGGAGAAGCAAAGGGAGAUGAGCAAACUGCAGCGGCGCAGGGACAAGAGAGAGAGGCAGCAGCAGGAGGAUGAGAGGAGGAGUCUGACCAGGCGUGGCAGAGGAAGACCCAGGAAAAGGAAACAUCUGCCCACACCUACCAAACAGGACAGCAGGCCUGGAAAGGCGGGUCGAACAGUGCAAUACUCUGAGGACUCUGAAGCCGGGGAUGGACAGAGGAAGAGGUUCCGACUGUCCAGAGACAACGAGGACACAGAAACCGGAACUGGAGGAGAGAAGAAGAAGAAAAGGAAGAAGAAGAGCUGGAACGACCAGGAGCCGUCCAGCGCUCACGUUCUCGAGGUCAUGAAAGCGAAGCGCGGUCACCUGUGUGAGCAGGAGCAGCUGGCCUCCGACCUCGACAGGGCGCUGUCGCUCUCGCAGCUCGGCUCCCUCGGUGGCCCUCGCAAGCUCGCCUCAGGCUCCAGGUCGGACAAGUCAAAGGGCCGAUGCUCGGAAAGCGGGCUGAAGGAGCGAGGCGCUCACUCCUCCGUCAAAGCCGGGAAGCUCAAGAUGGCCGCCAAAGCUUCAGCUGCCGAGACCGUCCGAAAGGUGAAAGGUCAGAAGAAGUCCAUGUUUUCUCCGGUGAGAUCGGAGAUCAGCAGCUGCUCCAACAAUUCAGACUCGGAGGAGCUCGUCUCUUCUCGAGGGGGCUGGGCUCUUCACUCGGGGACGCGUCCCCACGACGGCUUGUCCAGAAAGAGGCGCUCUGCGGCGUCGCCCACCUCCCUGCUGCCCAGCCAGAAAUCGUCGAGGAAGAAACACAAGCACUUGUCCCUGCUGCUGGAGGAGGCGGGCCUCAGCUCCUCCUCCGACGACUCCUUCGACCAAGAGACCUCAGAGGAUGAAGAAGAGGACGAGUCGGAUUCGGACGACGAUGAGGACGAUGGCGGCUGUGAGGAGAGCGGACUGGGUCUGCUGGCCAGGUUUGCAGCCAGCGCCCUCCCCGUCAGCCCGCCCCCAUUGAGCCUCCUCCAUGACGGGAAACACUGCAGCAACAGGCAGAGCACGCUGGGUUCGCCAGAGCGUGAGUGGUCCGAUUCCGGCUCGGACUUGAGGCAGAGGAAGUUCCCCUCCCUCCUGCACGGGCGGCGCUCCGCCCCUGAGCUGCCCCUCCUGCCGCCGGCGACCCGCCGAGGCGACCAGCCCAGCCCCACCAAGCGAGACGAAGCGCUGCCGGCCAAGCGAAAGCCUCUGACGAAAGCCCGCCCCUCGCCUCGAUCUCCGCGGAGAUUCAGCUUCGACCUCUCCGCCGGCGUCGGGGGCUUCAGCGAGGACGAGGGCUGGAACCGGCGGCGCAGCGAACGGAUCUUCCUCCACGACGCCAGUCAGAUGUCCGUGUCGACGUCUUCCUCCACCAGCCAGAGCUCCUCGUCCUCCACCUCAGCUCCGCCUCUCACCCCGAAGCCGUCCUCCAAACCAAAAACCACUCCGGUGGUCCGAGAGGGAAAAGACGUGAUAAAAAAAAAGAAGCAGAAGGAUUCUUCUGUGCCGGUCAGCCCGUCCACUUUGUGCAGUCCGGUCUCUGAUGGGCCAGCGCCUCUAAGCCCGGCGCAUAAAAGCCAAUCUAAAGGCAAAAACAAAGCAAGAGAGCCGUCCAGGGGCGCCGUGAGCCGGCUGAUGGAGAGCAUGGCGGCGGACGAAGACUUCGAGCCGAACCAGGACAGCAGCUUCAGCGAAGACGAGCUCCUCCCGCCACGAAAAAACAGCAGCGUCUCCGAGAGGUCGUCCACACCCGCUCCGGUGCAGUGCGUGUUGGAUAAGGACUCCCUGGUGGACGGACUCAGAGUUCUGAUCCCGAUGGACGACCAGCUUCUCUACGCAGGACACGUCAACACAGUGCACUCCCCUGACAUAUACAGCGUGGUGGUGGAGGGGGAGCGAGGCAACCGACCACACAUCUACUGCUUGGAACAGCUGCUGCAGGAAGCUAUAAUCGACGUAAAGCCUCCGUCCGUGCGCUACCUCCCAGAGGGCACCCGGAUCGCCGCCUACUGGAGCCAGCAGUACCGUUGCCUUUACCCGGGAACCGUUGUCAACGGAAGCUCAGACAUAGACGAGAACGACGAUCUGAUCACAGUUGAGUUUGACGACGGCGACACAGGACGCAUCCCGCUCUCCCACAUCAGGCUGCUGCCGCCGGACUACAAGAUCCACUGCGCAGAGCCGUCCCCUGCGCUGCUCGUGUCCGGCCCGUCCAGGAGGAGAGUGCGCAAAUGCAGCAAGGAGGCGGGAGCAAAGCCAGAGGAGACCACACCCAGGAUCAAAGGGAAACCGGGUCGCAAGCCAAAACCCAAACCAGACGCCUCUAUAAAUCAAGACGGUCGGGAGAAAGCCGACCCUCUCCCCUCCUCCGCCCAGUCCACCGAGAGACCUCCAGCUCCAGCAAAACCGGCCCAGGACAGAACCUCCUCUGUCCAGAAACCUGCUCAGGAAAAGCCCCGCCCUGCAUCCCGACCCACCAUGGCCACGCCAGCCAAACCCGACCGGAAAAACUCUGGUGCUUCCUCGGCGAGCAGCCCCACUCUCCCCAGUCCGGUGCCCCGGAAGAGUGGCUCGGCCCAGUCUCCCGUCUCCAAGCCGACCCGGGUCCUCCCCUCUUCUCUCUAUCCCUCCACGUAUGGGAAGGUUCUGACGGUGGAUCUGUACAGCGAGCCCAACUUGACCUCUUACACCAACCAGCGGCGAGACAGAGAGAGCAGCAGCUCCGUCAGCCCCACCACCAGCCGGCCGAGGCAUUCCAUCACCGUUUCCUCCUCUGCACCCAAACCCGCCGCUACGUCCACGCCCAGACCCGCCUCCGUCUCCUCGUCCAAAAUGAAAUCGGACCAUCAGAGCAGAUCCGGCCUCGGCUCUGGUCUGAUCCCCAGCCCCAUCUCCAGGCUGCCGACCAGCAAACCCAGUUCGUCGCUGACCCCCAGACCGUCGUCAGCGUCACUGACGCCAGCUGGCACGCCCAAACCCAAGCUGAAGAUCCCAUCAUCUUCAGACCAGAUUUCCUCCAGAGCCAUGUCCAGGCCCAAGCCCGUCUCCGGACAGAGGAAGUCCUUGUCCGCAGAGCCCCUCGUCAAGCUGGACCACGAAGGCGUCACUUCCCCGAAAACCAAAAAGACCAAGGCUUUGAUGUUGUUAGAGGGCCGCGACAUCAGUCGAGACCACCCCCCUAUCGCCACUUCCUCGGCCAACCAGAAGCUACUGAAGGCGAAGAUGAGAGGCCCAGAGAGGGCGACCAGUCUGCCUGAGAAGGAGUCUGCCUACAAGACCUCCAUCCUGGCCAAGGACCAGCUGGAGAGUCGGGGGAGUGGAGGCAGAGGACAGGAGGUGAACACUAGAGACGAGAAGGCCAAAAAAGAGGAACGAAAGGAGCUGGAGAAGAGGGAGGAGAGGAAGAUGAAGGAGGAGUCUCAGAGUAGCAGCAGCUCCGAGUCAGAGGAAGAAGGCCAAAACGGGAAGGUGAAGAAGAAGAAGAAGAAAUGCACCUCUAGCUGCUCGUCCUCUUCUUCGUCCUGUUCUGGCUCCUCGUCAUCCUCGUCUUCUUCGUCGUCCUCGUCAUCCUCGUCGUCGACUGAUGACUCGUCCUGCAGCUCAGAUGAGGAGAGGACCCAUACGCCGCCGCCUGGACCCCUCCAGAAAACUCCUACACAGGACAAACCUAAAGACAACAUCAAAGAGGAGGAGGAGGAGACGAAAGAAGAGGUGGAAAUCAAAAUGGAGGAGGAAGAGUUAUCUCCUCACUCAGACUCUCCCUCCCCAUCAAGUCCUCCAGCCGCUCCGGCUCCCAGUAAACCGACAAAGCCCGCCACGGGGAAGGGCUCUGGACAGAGGGGCCGUCCGCCAAAACCGAAGCCGAGCGGGGGAGAGGGGAAGGCGGGGAGGCCCAAGAGGAGAGAGGGGGUCCACCUGCCCACGACCAAGGAGCUGGCCAAACGUCAGAGGCUGCCCAGUGUGGAGAACAGACCCAAGAUCUCUGCCUUCCUCCCAGCCAGACAGCUCUGGAAGUGGUUCGGGAAACCCACUCAGAGACGCGGCAUGAAGGGGAAAGCCAAGAAGCUCUUCUACAAGGCCAUCAUGCGUGGCCGAGAGAUGAUCCGCAUCGGGGACUGUGCCGUGUUCCUGUCCGCCGGCCGGCCCAACUUGCCCUUCAUCGGCCGCAUCCAGAGCAUGUGGGAGUCCUGGGGCAGCAACAUGGUGGUCCGGGUCAACUGGUUCUACCAUCCAGAGGAGACGAACCCUGGCAAGAAACUCACCGAUAAGAAGAACUGGGAUCAGAUGUGCGGUCAGUCUUUACCAGCGGCUCUGCACUCUUCCAUCCAGAGGAAAGACUUCAUGGAGCGCGCCCUGUACCAGUCGUCUCACAGCGACGAGAACGACGUGCAGACCAUCAGCCACAAGUGUUUGGUGGUGAGCGUGGAGGAGUACGAGCAGAUGAUCCACACUCGCCGCUACGCUGACAGCGAGGACCUUUACUACCUGGCCGGCACCUACGAACCCACAACCGGAAUGAUCUUCAACACGGACGGCGUUCCGGUCAUCUGCUAGACGAGCUACUGAAAACCAAAUCACGACGCGACCUCAUGGGGGGUUCGGCCCAAUCUGCGGUCUGAUCACUGAUGUUAAUGUUUUUUUUUUGUUUGUUUUGUUUUGUUUUUUCUGAAUUGGAAUCGUGACUCCAUGAACUGAACCGCUCCCAUACCAUGAUACACGUCAAAAAAAAAAAAAAAAAAGGGAGACUGUCGAGGACAGCUCUGACUACGGAGAUGGGAAACACUACAGACAGUAUUAAAAUAAAAAAAAAUGUUAAAAAAAUAAAAAAAAUGGACCGGUCUCCUGAAGCAUUUGCACACACAGAUGUGGUUAUCCCACUCUGUUCAUGGGGGACAAAGGCAUGCUUACUUCCUAUUGCGUGUAAAUAUCUCCCCUGCAGAAACAGACACAUACUGUAUGUAUGCUCACAACGUGCACAAACACAAUGUAAAUACUUCCCCUCAUGUAAGAGACGCAGGUAUCUAGAGGAAAAUCUAGGUGUUUUAUUUUCGUGUGAUAGAUUUAUGUCAGAGUACUUUUUUUCUGAAGAGGUAAACAGUAAAGAAGCUUUAACGAACUGUGAAUGAUGAAACAGGAGGGGGGCACAUGCCUGUUCGCCCUGUGUGGGUGGUGGGGUAAAGCUGGUGUGAUGUUGUGAUUAUGACGUUCCCGUGGUGAUGUUACAGUCCUGUUACAGUCAUAUAAAUGUGUGUAUAGAACAGCAGGAGCAACAGACGCAAAGAAAGAAAUGCACAGAGAGAUGAGAGGUAGACUCCUACCGUCGCAAUCCAACAGAAAGCACUUAGAAACACUUAAAAGUCUCGUUUCCUGAUAUUUAUCCCCCCCGCAAAUCCCUCGCCGUCCUCCUGACAAUCGGAACUCAGGGCGAAGCAUCCCUGCGCUGUUGAAAUUUGACUCCCUCGUUAACUCAGGCUAAGGAGAGGAAGAGAUGCGUCUUUGAAAGCCCUUCUCUUUUUUUUUUUUUUUUUGGGAGUUCUCAGUACUAAUCCACACUGAAACACACUAUGAAAGGAAACCAGCUGCAGUCUGAGGAUCUUCUGUCACAUUUGCCCGUUUUACGCCCACAUUCAGCAUCGCGUUUCUGCACUGCUGUAAAUGAGUAGGCAUGGGUCGGUAUCAGAUUCUCCUUGUUUAACCUUGGGCAGAUAAAAAAAAACAAGGUUUCACUUUAUUUAGCCCCAAAAUGUAAGCAAAAAAAAAAAAAA